Epinephelus lanceolatus (giant grouper) is the source of this 453-nucleotide messenger RNA. The record is from RefSeq and is a predicted model, not a curated record. NCBI's taxonomy places the organism in Eukaryota, Metazoa, Chordata, Actinopteri, Perciformes, Serranidae.
CUAGCCUUGUAUGUGGUGUUUUUCUGCAGUUUGUCCACUAGUAUGAGCUCCUCUGUUUGGCUGAACUUCUUCUACUACACCCAGAUUGUACCUGCACAGAGAGCUAUCUUCAUCUGGAUUAAGAAGAAUAUCAAAUCCGUCAUCUUCUGCAUUCGGCUCACUGAGGGAAUUAACAUUUGUCUGGCAAGGGCCAAUUUAAUUUUCUGUGUGUGUGUUAUGGUGAUGUCCAGUGGUUCUACCGUAGUCUACCUGAGCAGACACAUGCGUUGUAUGGUAGCAAACGGACAGCCAAUCUCUGGUCCACAGCUCAGCGGUCAAGCACUACGUUCAGCCUGGGAGCUGGUCAGGCUGUAUUCAGGCAGAGAGCAGCAGACAUCUGGCUCAGAGCAGCUCGCUUCUGCAAAGCAACUCAAGUACAACAGUCUGAACAAAGAGGAUGAUACCAAAGCCUAA